AUGGCGGCCUCCCUUCUCUAUUUCUGCGCAGCUUUGUCUGCGCUCCUUCUUCCCACCGCCUCCGCCGCUUCUCUGACCAUCACCAUCCCGCCAUCGAACAUCCUCCCGAACCCCCAUGUGCUUCCGCCCACGACGCACGCGACGUUGACGACGCUGCCGUCGUCGUCGUCACAGAAGAAACAUGUCCUCACCGCCCCGCUGACGCGUUCGUCGACGUUUGUUUUCCCAGAUCUGGACCUGAACGGUUCCUCCCAGAACCAGCAGCAAAGAGAGUCCUAUCUCCUCGACAUCCGAUCCCGCGAGUACGUCUUUGCGCCGUACCGGGUCGACGUCGGUGCCGAAGGCACCAUUCUCGGCGUCUGGGAGACCUUCCGCGGCAACCCGUGGGAUAAUCGUGGAGCGGAGAAGUUUGUCGCUGCUCAAGCAACUGGCCGCACCAGCGGUCAGAAUCAGGACGUGGUCGUGGAGGCCAAAGUUGUUGCUCGAAGGGGAUUUUACGAGGAGAGACCCAGAUUCUCCCCUCUCAGCCUCUUUAAAAACCCGAUGAUCCUGCUCGCCGUGUUCGCUCUCGCAGUCACGUUCGGAAUGCCCAAGCUUUUGGAGAACAUGGACCCGGAAAUGCGCGCCGAAUUCGAAAAGCAAUCCCGUGCCGGACCCUUGUCUGGUGCCAGUCGUUCUGCCCUCGCAGCCGGUGCUGGUCCCGGAGGCGCUGCGGGCGGGUUCGACCUCGCAGGAUGGAUGGCCGGGGCCACUUCCGGUCCUGGUAGUUCUUCUUCUUCUUCUGCUACUUCUGGCGACACUUCAGGGGUAACGACUGGACGAGAGAGUUCAUCAUCUGCGGGGAGAAGAAGAGGAUAG
Messenger RNA from Rasamsonia emersonii CBS 393.64, 858 nucleotides. RefSeq lists its product as uncharacterized. The record is from RefSeq and is a predicted model, not a curated record. NCBI's taxonomy places the organism in Eukaryota, Fungi, Ascomycota, Eurotiomycetes, Eurotiales, Trichocomaceae. Gene Ontology annotation, cellular component: EMC complex. The transcript has 3 exons. The coding region runs from base 1 to 858 and encodes 285 amino acids.